This is a messenger RNA of Chanos chanos (milkfish), 1440 nucleotides long. It is a transcript of the gene rsrc1, whose product is annotated as arginine/serine-rich coiled-coil 1. Bases 91 to 1074 code for a protein of 327 amino acids. Gene Ontology annotation, biological process: alternative mRNA splicing, via spliceosome. NCBI's taxonomy places the organism in Eukaryota, Metazoa, Chordata, Actinopteri, Gonorynchiformes, Chanidae. The record is from RefSeq and is a predicted model, not a curated record. Gene Ontology annotation, cellular component: cytoplasm; nucleus. The transcript is spliced from 10 exons.
GCCGUUGUUUGAUUCUGUUUUGACAUCAGGACGGGAAUCACUCUGAAAUUUUGGACUCAUUCUUCCGUCCGUAUCGUCAAGUGAGCAAGAAUGGGCCGCCACUCCUCGGACAGUGAGGAUAACAGCCGCAGCAGCCGGCACAAGAGGAAGCAUCGACGCCGCUCGUCUUCCUCUAGCUCGUCUGGAAGCAGAGUAACCAGCCGCAGUAAACACUCUAGCAAGCGAACUCGCUCCCGGUCUAGAGACAGAGACAGGAGACGCAGGCAUCGUUCCAGUAGCAGCUCCUCCAGAGGUUCCAGCCACAGAAGGCGGAGUCGCAGCACAGACAGGGGGAGGAGCUACAGGUCCCGCAGGUCCCGUUCCCGGAGUCGUAACAGGAGGUCUCGCUCACGGCAUCGCCGGUCACGCAGCCGUAGCAGCGGCAGGUCCAGUCGGAAGCGCAGCCGCAGUCGCAGCAGAGAUCGAGACCGCAGUCGACGUGGCACCAGAGACAAGGAGAAAACGCGUGACAGAGACAGAGAGAGAGACAGGGACAGAGAGAGAGACAAAGAGAGGGAAAAGGACAAAGCCAAGGAUAAGGACAAACAGGGGGACGUCGGAAACAUCAAAGGCGGAUUAGAACAUCUGACUCCAGCAGAACAGGCAAAGGUUCGUCUCCAGCUGGUUCUACAGGCUGCAGCUAAAACAGAUGAAGUACUGAGAGCGAAAGAGAAGAAAGAGGAAGAGGCCAGGAAGAUGAAGGAGGAAGAGGAGAUGACUCUGGCCGAGCAGGUGAAGAGGAUAAAGGACAUUGAGGCCAUCGAGAGUGACUCUUUUGUUCCUCAGGCUUUCAAAUCAUCCCGGGAUGUGGCCAAGGUCAGUGAACCGGCAGAAAUCAAGAAAGAAGCUGAUUCUGGUGAUGAAUCCGCCGUCACGGAGGACAUCAGCGCUCUACCUGUUUCCAUCAAAUACCACGACACCGAUACUCUGGCCCACCCUAAUCUGUUUGUGGAUAAAGAGAAAGCAGAGGAACUGUGGCUGAACCGACUCAUCGCCCUACGCCAGGAGAGGCUCAUGGGAAGUCCAGUCCCCUGAAGAAGACCACACGCGAACAUCUCACCAACACUUCGGUCCAGAAUCUCAAUAGGCUCAAUGUACUCUGUUGACUUUACGUGAUGUUGUAGUAAUUAGUGUAAACUUGCAUAGCUGCCAUUUUAAGUUGAAUUCAGAGACUUCCAAGUGCUUUGUUGUCUCGCUGUUUUUCAGGGUUAAUUUGGUCAGGUUAACUAUAUCAAUCAAGCUGUUGUAAAUAUUUAAAUAAUUGGCAUCAUGUUUCAGUUUAACAUGUAUAUUGGGAUAUUUUUACUGUUAGUUUUUAAUGAGUUGUUGCCAGAUUCAUUCCAGUGGCAUCGAAUGAAAACAUAGUUUCAUGCACCAUUAGAACAGUGCUGGCACCAGGAC